Molecule: messenger RNA, 3017 nt
Organism: Talpa occidentalis (Iberian mole)
Lineage: Eukaryota; Metazoa; Chordata; Mammalia; Eulipotyphla; Talpidae
Gene: MTRFR
Product: mitochondrial translation release factor in rescue
Exons: 3
Coding region: 2047-2544 (165 amino acids)
Biological process (GO): translational termination
Cellular component (GO): mitochondrion
Molecular function (GO): translation release factor activity
Source: RefSeq, a predicted model, not a curated record
CCCUCCCCCGCCCUUUUUCCUUUUGUAAUGUCACCAUGAGCUCUGUUUUGAGCAGCUUUCAUUGUUCCCCAAAGACUUUGGGUUGCUCUGUGGGUAUCACAAAAACUGAAAUCCAAUCCCGAUUCUUCUCAGGGCUUCGGGGAAGUGGAACCAUGGGUGUGUUUGUCAUUUUUAGCAGCCAUUGGCGUACAGCCAAAGCUUCAGGAGAUACUAAAAGUACUUAGCACCGCCCGAUUGGCUGCUGGAAUUAGCUGUUACACAAAGCAGCCAGUAACGGAGCGCCGGGGACCUUCCUGAACUCCAGUUGGGUGGGAGAACAUCCAGCGUGUGCGUGUCGGCUUGAACUGGGACGGAAGGCAGGAUGCGGGGCUCAGCGGGCUGGCGACGGGGCCGCUGAUAAAAGCGCUCUCUGGCCUUUGUCCGGGAGUUUCGCCUCGUCUCAGACGCUUCCUUCCUUUGUCACCGCUCUGCCCGUGCUGUCCCGCCAGGUCAGGUUGACUGACAAGCGGAAGAGCAGCCCAGAGAGGCGCUGGGCUCAUGUCCCACGAUCAGUCCAACCCGGGGGCGAGGCACCGCGAGACACAAAGGGAUUCUGUUCUGCAGACUGAACGCAGAAAGAAGGAAAGGGGGAUUUUGGACACAGACCUGGACUCCCUCCCUCCCUCCCUGGUCGGGGAGCGGACUCUGUUGUAGACGCCUCAGAGAAAGUGUGUGCACUGGUAGAUUAGCUUUUCCUGCAGCUACUUCUGAAAUCUUUCCACGCAAUAAACAAAACCCAUUUUGAAAGAACCCUUCCACUGGCACAAUUGAAAAGAAAUCCCUCCAAAGCCACACGCGCCUUACCAAUGCCACCUGAAUCGUCACCCAGCGGCCCCAACAGAACGUGCCAAAGGCCAGACUUUUCACAAAGACUGGAGCUUAGACUGUGACACCAGUCACAUAAGUGAGAACAAGCUUUGGUGUAAGACUUGGAAAAGUAUAUUUCAUUCUGUUUAUUUUUCACAGAAAUAGCAAGAUGAAGUGCACUGUAAAUCCAGGCCUCCCUGGGGGCCUACGGGUUGAGUCUCAGUGCUAUCACCUCUAGGGCCUGAGUUCGAUCCCGGCCAGGGACCUGACCCACAGGGCACAGCCGACCUCUCCUGUCUCCCCACUGUCUCUGGUGAAUCCUCCACCCACCCCUCCCCGCACCUCUGGUCUGUGCCCCGGUUCUUCUACAUGCAAAAAAAAAAAUAGUAUCGUGAAUCAUUGUAAAGAUGACCGUAUCAUCUCAGCAUCAGCUAAACCAAGUAAGUACUAUGAUGCACACUUAAAAUAACAGCACAAUGCACAUAAUUUACAAGGCAGCCAAGCUAGUAGCACGUCUGGGUUACACUCCCUGAGCACUUACCUGGAGAUCGGGGUGGGCCCGGGAGACAUUCGCAGCCAAAAUGACACCAAGUGAAAGGUAAAUGACCUUCCAGCCAAGCUGGUGAAAUACUUCGGUGGAUGUUAAGUCACUUCUGACGUAGGAAGUUGCAAAGGUAGACUCCUUUUUGUGCCUGUGUUGGAGGCCAGUUGCCAUGAGCGCGAAUGGAUAGGGUUUCAAAUGGUAAAAGCAGCUCUUCAGAGCCUCCGAGGAAGCAGAUGUCAAAAAGGUAGGUACAUGUGUUCUCAGUAGCCACGAAAUUCCUGUCAGGAGGCACUAAGCACAUGGGUAGUUUCACCUGGGGGCAGGAGUGGUGCCCAACACCAGCCUUCUUCCUUCAGCAAGGUCCGCACAAGGCCUUUCCCGGACACUUUCUCUGAUGUUUAAGCUCCUGUGGUUUGGAUGGAGAAGGGCAUAAUCACCCAUUUCCAGAUCAGAAAACAGCCCAGGUUACAGCUCACCCCCAUUCUCCCGUAGACCUUUGAGAAGCACUAACACCUUUCACAUCCUCCUGCCCCCAGGAGAGCAAAGGCCAGCAGACGCCACCAAAUCCUCCUGGCUGCCACCCUCUGCUCACUUCUCAGCUGUUUCAGUCACACCUGACAACUCGAGGGUGCUGACCAGGCUCAGCCACGGGCCCAAUGAGUUCCCAGAGUUUAUUCCGCUUUCCAGCUUGCCUGGCCAGGCUGCACGCAGCGCCCUGGGGACAGCAGCUGUGGGAGAAGCCAGCCUGGCUCUCCCCAGGCCCAGCCCCUCCAGUGCAGCGGGCCGGCAAGAAGGACCACCCUGCUCUGCUGGCCCUGGACGAGGGGGAUCUCGAAGAGCAGUUUGUCAAAGGACAUGGUCCAGGGGGCCAAGCAACCAACAAAACCAGCAACUGCGUGGUGCUCAAGCACGUCCCCUCGGGCGUCGUCGUCAAGUGCCAUCAGACAAGAUCUGUGGAUCAGAACCGAAAGCUAGCUCGGAAAAUCCUUCAAGAGAAAGUGGACGUCUUCUACAACGGGGAAGACAGCCCUGUUUACAGAGAAAAGCGAGAGGCAGAGAAGAAAAAGCAGGAAAAGAAAAAAAGAACAAAGGAGACCCUCGCAAAGAAGAAACUACUGAAAGAACAAUGGGAAUCAUGUAAGAAUGGCCACUGAGGAAGCCGCAGCCUGCCAGGCGCUGCAGGUCUGAGGUGACCAGUCCCGUCGCCAGCGUUACUGUCGAGCUUUGAAAGGACCGUUUCUGACAGAUGUAAAAGUCAUCCAGGCCUUCGCAUGGUGGACUAACGUCGUCGAGAUGCACACUUCAAGAACAAAGUCGUGGAUAGGUUAUUGCUGUAAAGGAAAGCGGCCAUUGCUGGGGGAGGGCUGCCCUCGGGGUGCAGCCCGGGAGGGGCUUCAGGUACACUCACAAGGAGGCCGUCUUACUGUUUUUAACUACGUGCCCAUGUGAGCUUUAUCAUCAUCAAGCUGGUUCCACCGGCUUGGGAGUCUCACUUUAUUUCUGUUCCUUUUCUCCAUAAUAAACUUUUUCUUUCUCUAAACAAAAAAAAAGAGCACUAAAACUAGAACAACCUUUUAAAAAGUAUUCAUAUCAAACAUUAAUCAUGUUUGGUGGGGGGGUGGGGAGG